GAGACGGUCUCCCGGCGCUCCGCGCGCGCCGCCUCCUUCCGGCGCGGCGCCAUCGGCGGCGGCAGACAUGGCGAUCCGCUACCCCAUGGCCGUGGGCCUCAACAAGGGCUACAAGGUGACGAAGAACGUGUCCAAGCCCAGGCAGUGCCGCCGCCGCGGGCGUCUGACCAAACACACCAAGUUUGUGCGAGACAUGAUCAGGGAGGUCUGUGGCUUCGCACCCUAUGAGAGACGUGCCAUGGAAUUGCUGAAGGUUUCCAAGGACAAACGUGCUCUGAAGUUCAUCAAGAAGAGGGUUGGCACUCACAUUCGGGCCAAGCGAAAGCGGGAGGAGCUCAGCAAUGUCCUGGCAGCCAUGAGGAAAGCUGCUGCCAAGAAGGAUUGAGCUGUACAACCUGUAACUCAAUAAAGUCCUUUCUUACAGAA
Molecule: messenger RNA, 426 nt
Organism: Apus apus (common swift)
Lineage: Eukaryota; Metazoa; Chordata; Aves; Apodiformes; Apodidae
Gene: RPL36
Product: ribosomal protein L36
Exons: 4
Coding region: 68-385 (105 amino acids)
Biological process (GO): cytoplasmic translation
Cellular component (GO): cytosolic large ribosomal subunit; ribosome
Molecular function (GO): structural constituent of ribosome
Source: RefSeq, a predicted model, not a curated record